CGAAAGAAUUUUCGUAACACGUUAAAAAUUUUUUUUAAAAAAAUCACCAUCUUCUCCAUUUCUCGCCCUCGUCGUCUGAGAAAGAAGAAGAAGAAGAUUUGCAGAAGAAAAGCUCCACGGCCAUGGCGGACGAUGCCAUACUUUCAAUUCUCACGGAACUCGAGGGUCUUCAAAACCGAAAUCUGUCAACCCCAUUAGCCGAACAAACCCUCCAUGACCUCCACAGACUGUUACACGGCGCCAGCGACGACCCCGAAACCAUGGUGCUGUUCUAUGAAGGCCUAGCUUCCCGGAACAUCGCUGUAUCCUCCCUGACCCAGUCCAUCUCCUCGGUCAUGGAGGCAGGUCCUGGCCCGGGCUCGACCCGGAUCUCACUCUUAGCCUCUGAUGUGUACCUGUCCCUGAUUCUUGCCCCGACUGCUCCUGUUUUCACGCUGUUCAACCCUGUGGCGUUUCUCUCUCUGCUCCACUCUGUCCGGCGGUUCUUCAAGUCCAGACCAGCGGGCCAGCCUGAUGAACCGGGAAGCGGGUCCAGUGGUGGGAGGAAACGGGGCGGCGGGCGCGUGAGGAAGUCACAAAGAGGCAGCAUUGUGCGCGACGGGGAGGGCAGCGAGUUCGGGAUUCUGGUCUCUGUGUUGAAAAUGUUGGAACUUGUCAUGGAUUUGAUUCAUUUGGACAGGUUCCUCGAGAGCCUCAAGUGUCUGAUACAAACCGUAGCUGAAAUUCCUGUUCUGUCUCUCGAUUCUUUCCCGGGUUCGGGGAAUCAGUACUGUAAACUAACUGAGCUCUGUUCUCGGGUCUUAUGCAAAGUUCUCCGACCAGAGCACGGUGAGGUAGCAGAGUCUGCCGCUGAGGUGUUGAAGUCCUUGUGCCCGAUGAUCUUGCUAGGUAAAUCACAGGCCAGGAACUUCGCUCUUAGUUUCGUGAAAGACACUAUGAUGGGGUUGACAAAGGAGUUUGAUGGGGUUCAAAAAGCAGUCAUAAAUUUGCCAAAGUACUUGGCACACAAGGCCCCAGAGAAGGCUGAGCCCCGUGCUUUGGCAGUAGAGUCGAUAAUGGAAGUAGUUCGAUUGAUGGAGCAUAGUGCUCAAAUUGGAUUUGUCGAGUAUGUGGUAAAGAUGAGCGAGGGGAAGAGCAAUUUGCGGCUUUUGGGGGUUGAUCUUCUUGUAAUUUUGAUGAUAUUGCUGGGAGAUACCUUGCUGGAGAACGAAGAUUCUGUGGAUAUGGAAAUGAGAGAUUUGUGGUUAGGGAACUGUCUACAGGCGUUGCUCAAGCGUUGUUCAGACUCGAGUUCUGUGAUCCGGGCUCGCGCCUUGUCAAACUUGGCUCAAAUGAUUGGCCAUUUUUUGGGCAAUGGGAAGAAUAUCUCGAUGUUUAAGGAAGUUUUGGGGCUCGGAGAAGGGCAGAGCAGCGGGAUCAAUGAGCUCUUGAGGAAAAGGUGUGUCGAUGAGAAGGCAGCAGUGAGAAGAGCUGCCAUUAAUCUUGUCACGAAGUUAACAGCUCUUAUGGGCGGUGAGUUCGACAUAAAUGUGCUCAAGACUCUGGGAAUGGCUUGUUCAGAUCCACUUGUUAGCAUAAGGAAAGCGGCGAUUUCAGCCUUGUCCGAGGCUUUCAGGAAUUUCCCACAUGAAAAUGUUGCCAUAGAGUGGCUUCACUCCGUACCUCGCUUAAUAUCCGAUAAUGAAACCAGUCUUCAGGAAGAGAGUGAGAACCUGUUUCUUGAACUUGUACUGGACCGAGUAUCAACAGCUGGGGGAUCUUCUGCAGACCGAGUUCUCACUCUGCUUCAAGAGAUUUGCCAUGGAGAAGUUGUACCUUGGGUGAAGAAAGUUUGCACAAACUUGGGCAAGAAAAAUCGGCUCAGGCCCAGAGUUGCCUUAACACUCCAAAACAUCAUCAGGGAAUCAGAGAGUCUGUGGUUGAGCCAGUCAAUGCCGAUUGAGAGGUGGACCGCCCCACAGGGUGCUUGGUUUCUCCUCUCUGAAGUUUCGGCUUAUGUUCCAAAAUCAGUUGAGUGGGAAUUCCUCCACCAUUACUGGCAACUCCUCGACAAAAGUGCAGAAAGAGGCGAGACACAGAGCUUCCCAGAUGAUGGAGGUUUGUUGGGUGAGUACAAUGCCACUGAGCCGGACUCCAUUUCUUGGGCCAGUGACCGGGUCUUCCUCUUGCAGACAAUCUCUAAUGUCUCGCUUGAACUUCCUUCUGGCCCUGCUGCUGACCUGGCUCAGAAAUUGCUCAAACAAAUUGGGGGGUUUAACAUGCAUCCGACGGAGGUCAAAGCUCAUGUAAAAGCCCUGAGGACGCUGUGUAAGCAGAAGGCUUCUUCUCAGGAGGAAGCUGAGGCACUGGUCCUCAGGUGGGUUAAUCAACUCCUCUCUGAAGCCUCUGGAAUUCUCGAGAAGUACGUCUCCGAGGAGGGCUCACGAACAAACAAUAAAGAACCCAACUUCUUCACACCCCCAAGAAGUAAGAACAGAAGCAGCAGGCGACAAACCAAGUCAUUGUCUCGAGCAACCAAUGCAGUUUACACAAUUGGGUCUUUACUGCUUGCCUGUCCUUCUGCUGACACAAGCACAAUUAUCCCGACACUGCACACUAUAAUUACUUCAGGAAAUUUAAAUACUGACCCGAAGUUGAAGAAGUUGACAAGCUCUUCAGUUUCUUUCAAGCAGAUAGCUCCUUCUCUGUAUAUUCAGGCUUGGGUGACCAUGGGAAAGAUUUGUCUUGCGGAUGGAAAACUUGCAAAGCGAUAUAUUCCUCUGUUCAUGCAGGAGCUUGAGAAAAGCGAUUUGGCUGCUCUAAGGAAUAAUCUUGUUGUGGUCAUGGCAGAUUUCUGUGUUCGUUACACUGCCCUGGUUGAUUGCUACAUAACGAAGAUCACUAGGUGCCUCUGUGACCCAUGUGAACUUGUCAGAAGGCAGACGUUUAUCCUUAUGUCGAGAUUGCUGCAGAGAGACUAUGUCAAGUGGAGAGGAGUGCUGUUUCUUCGGUUCCUCCUUUCUCUCGUCGAUGAAUCAGAAAAGAUAAGACAGCUCUCUGAUUACCUCUUUGGAAACAUCCUGAAAGUGAAGGCGCCACUCUUGGCAUAUAACAGUUUCGUGGAAGCUGUUUUUGUUCUGAAUGAUUGCCGGGCACACAGUGGACAUUUCACCUCACAGGGUCCACGUGCCGAGAAUCGAGUGUUCUCGAUAAGGGGCAACGACGAGAUUUCAAGGUCGAAGAGGAUGCAUAUUUAUAUUUCAUUGCUCAAACAAAUGGCUCCGGAGCACUUAUUAGCUACAUUUGCAAAGAUAUGUGCCGAAAUACUUGCUGCUGCUUCUGAUGGUAUGCUCAAUAUUGAGGAUCUAACCGGACAGUCCGUUCUUCAGGAUGCUUUUCGAAUUUUGGCAUGCAAGGAGAUCAGAAUCCCGACAAGCCGUGGGGCCGCCUCGGAUUCCCCGGAAAUCGAGGAAGAUGUGGCAGACCCAGGGGCGUCGUCUUCAUCUGCUGCUAAAGGAAGGGCCAUCAGCCAGGCGGUAAGAAAGGGGCUGAUUCAGAACAUGAUUCCGAUAUUUAUCGAGCUCAAGCGGCUCCUCGAGGCUAAGAACAGUCCCCUUAUUGGCUCCCUAAUGGACUGCCUCCGUCUCCUCCUCAAGGACUACAGGAAUGAGAUCGAGGAUAUGCUGGUGGCCGACAGGCAGCUCCAGAAGGAGCUUGUCUACGAUAUGCAGAAGCACGAGGCAGCUGCCAGGGCCCGACCCGAGGAGGCCUCGACUCGGGCAGCUGAAGCCACGGCUCGCUCGGUGCUCCGGGAAGUGAAUAGAGGGAUUGCAACUCCACCACUGAAGUCUCUCAGUGUCCCCAAGGUCAAGGAUCCCAACGGAGGGAUGGGGCCGACAUCCGGCGGCAGCCGGAGCGACCGGCCGAGGGAGGUGUUAGAGUCGUUGAGGAGGAAGCAGCCAUUUAUUCCUGAUGGUGAGGACUAAUAUUAAACGUGUAAAACCGUUAUUGGCAAGGAAAUCUUGCCCUGUUAGGAUUUAUCAUGUGUGGGCUUUUCUUUUGGGCAAAAAGAGGGGAAAAAAAAAGGAAAGAAAAAACAAUUGUAAUUAUGCUGAUGGAAUUAGAUUAUCAAAAAUAAAAUAAAAUUACAUUUAGAUGGAA
Molecule: messenger RNA, 4140 nt
Organism: Punica granatum (pomegranate)
Lineage: Eukaryota; Viridiplantae; Streptophyta; Magnoliopsida; Myrtales; Lythraceae
Source: RefSeq, a predicted model, not a curated record